CUCGCUUGUCCUUCAACGUCUACCAUGUUAUCUCCUCGUCAGCCCAUGUUUCGUGUUCUCAGGACACUACCGAGACUACAGCACGCGAGCCGCCGGUGGUCAAGCACCGAACCUCCUCCAGCAGGAGGUCAUUCGUACACUAUCGGUACCUCGUCACUCCUAAAGCCAACCCGUGACGUCGCGCUGCGAACGCAAGGCUUGCAAUGGGUAGACCCAAUGGACUCGGACCCGUCGCGGGACAUGCUGGGGCGUGAGACGCGCAAGAUGAACAUGUACCAGGCGAUCCGGGACGCACUCAGCAUCGCGCUCAGCAAGGAUGAUACUGCCAUAGUAUUUGGUGAGGAUGUCGCGUUCGGAGGGGUGUUUCGUUGUACAAUGGGUCUCGCGGAGGAGUUCGGGCGUGAACGCGUCUUCAAUACGCCAUUAACGGAACAGGGCAUCGCAGGCUUCGGAAUAGGCUAUGCCGCUAUGGGCCAUACCGCGAUUGCUGAGAUCCAGUUCGCAGACUACAUCUUCCCCGCAUUCGACCAGAUCGUGAACGAGGCAGCCAAGUGCCGCUUUCGCAGUAGCGGAGACUUCGACGCUGGGAAACUGACGAUUCGCUGUCCUUCGAUGGCCGUCGGUCAUGGUGGGCAUUACCAUUCUCAAAGUCCGGAAGGCUUCUUUAUGGGAGCUGCUGGGAUCAAGCUUGUCAUACCCAGAUCACCGAUACAAGCAAAGGGUCUCUUGCUCAGCUCAAUCCGGGAUCCUAAUCCAGUGAUAUUCAUGGAGCCCAAGAUUCUAUAUCGAUCUGCCGUCGAACAAGUGCCAAUCGACGACUAUGAAAUACCUCUCGGUAAGGCUGACGUCCUAAGGCGCGGCUCCGACCUUACGGUCGUGUCAUGGGGAACACCUAUAUACACCUGUGAAUCGGCACUCGAGUUGUUGGCUAAGCCUCCUCAAUCCAUAUCUCAACACGUGCCUCCGUCUGUACGCUCAGCGAGAGUCGAACUCAUCGACUUGCGCACAAUCAUGCCAUGGGACGUCGAAACCGUGGUUGAGAGCGUGCAGCGGACGGGCCGGCUCGUCGUUGUACACGAAGCUGGACGCAUCGGAGGCGUGGGCGCGGAAAUUGGAGCUGAGAUCCAGAAGAAGUGCUUCUUGAAGCUGAAUGCGCCGGUGAAGCUAGUCACUGGCUGGGACAUGCCGGUCCCAAUGCAGUACGAGAAGUUUUAUAUGCCGGACAAUAUCCGUAUUCUGGAUGCUAUGGUGGAGACUCUAACAUUCUAACGGGUCUCGAGCUAGUCGCGCAGGUAGAUCAGUGAUGUACACUACUUGCAACGUCGACACGCAGUGGGCAACAUAUUCGCUCCGUUACC
Dichomitus squalens LYAD-421 SS1 is the source of this 1358-nucleotide messenger RNA. Its product is annotated as pyruvate dehydrogenase. The transcript is spliced from 9 exons. Gene Ontology annotation, molecular function: catalytic activity. The record is from RefSeq and is a predicted model, not a curated record. The coding region runs from base 25 to 1269 and encodes 414 amino acids. Lineage: Eukaryota; Fungi; Basidiomycota; Agaricomycetes; Polyporales; Polyporaceae. Gene Ontology annotation, biological process: branched-chain amino acid catabolic process; response to nutrient.